UUUCGGAAUAUACCUUUUUCUCUGUUAAGGUUCUGUUUUAGUGCUUCCUCUGUAUUUUUUUUUUUUACAUUCAAACGGAGGAACGAUCUUAAACUCUAUCAUUUCUCUCAAAUCUAGUAACCAAAAAUCUCUGUAACUUGAACGAAAUCAAACAAACUAUUUCUCAUAUAUAUAUAGUUCUAACAUCUCAUCAUGGCGACAUCCGAUGUUGUUUUAAGGUCAGAUGAAGAUGUUCUUCUUUCUUCUUCCAUGUUUGACCUUACAAAAGGCGAGAGUAUGAAAUCUAGGGGUUUGUUGAUUGAGAAGAAAAUUGAUCUUCUUGAAAGCUUGUCUGGAAGGGUCAGUAAUAGGCGGUCGCGAAGAUGGUUGAAUGAUCGUUUAUUGAUUGAGCUUGUUCCUCGUUUAGAUGCAGAAGAAAUUAGAGGCCUCUUCGCUCCACCACCAUGGGGUGACAGUGUGCCGGUGUCACCAUUUUGCAUGACAAAUGUGGGGGACUGGGAUAUGUUUAGAAAUAUCGACAUGGAUAAAGAGGAUACCAUGAUGAAAUCCCUAAAUGGUUCAUCAGCAAAGAGGAAAGCUUGUGUUGAUGCUGAUAAGAUUGCUGCUCUGAAAGCCUGGCAUAGAAUAGAUUGUCGGACACGGGAAGCACUUAGGCGCAGUUUUCUGUCGGAACUUAUUGAUAGUUUUGAGAUAUGCAUACGGUCCUUCAUCGGGGAAGGUGGAGAGAAAGAAGUUCUCGUGCUAGAUGUUCAAGACCCUUUCCACAGAUUGUUGUUGCAUGGUGUCUGUGAGUUCUACGGCUUGGAUUCACUUACUGUCACAAAGUCAAAAGAAGCAAAAUCACCAAAGAUGACCAAAAUUGAAAAGAAACAGUUGGGUUCUGUAGAGCUUCCAAACAUAACUUUGUCUUCUUUUCUGAAAAUGUCCAAGGAAGGAGGAAUUUGGUAAACCUGAGGUGGACAAAUCACAGUUGUUCCAUGUUUGUUGUAAUUUUAAAACAUUUAAGAGUUAGGAUUCAUUAGUUUUAUUUAUUUCUGAAUGUAAAAAUAAAUAAAUAAAUCAGAACUUCAUUUGUCAUCCUUAUAGUUACGGGGUGCAGUCACUGCAGUGUACAUCUUCCUUAUCUAUCUGAACGUUUAUGAAAAUUGAAUCUUAAUUAGUUGGGUUAA
Messenger RNA from Papaver somniferum (opium poppy), 1169 nucleotides. RefSeq lists its product as uncharacterized. Lineage: Eukaryota; Viridiplantae; Streptophyta; Magnoliopsida; Ranunculales; Papaveraceae. Gene Ontology annotation, molecular function: nucleic acid binding. The transcript has 7 exons. Bases 193 to 948 code for a protein of 251 amino acids. The record is from RefSeq and is a predicted model, not a curated record.